Messenger RNA from Globicephala melas (long-finned pilot whale), 3202 nucleotides. RefSeq names its product CDC42 effector protein 4 (gene CDC42EP4). Gene Ontology annotation, molecular function: small GTPase binding. Gene Ontology annotation, cellular component: cytoplasm; membrane. NCBI's taxonomy places the organism in Eukaryota, Metazoa, Chordata, Mammalia, Artiodactyla, Delphinidae. The record is from RefSeq and is a predicted model, not a curated record. Gene Ontology annotation, biological process: positive regulation of actin filament polymerization; regulation of cell shape; positive regulation of pseudopodium assembly.
GACAUCAGCGCGGAGGGGCGCGGGAGGAGCCUGGAAGGGGAGUGUCCGAGAGGCUCCCAGCCCCGAAAGCCCGAGAGCCAGAGAGAAACCGACGCCGCGCGGACAUGGGUCGUCAGCCCCGGCGCCUCGCGGAGCCCACGGAGGGGAGAGCGCAGUCGCGCCGCCCCGGCGCUCACGUCUCUGCGGACCCAGGGGCUGAGGUCAGGCAGCAGGGAGAACUAACUUACAGCGUGUCUCCGGACCGGCUGUUCACUGGAGUCACGUCUCUCCUGGGUCGGCUGCCUGGAGCUGCCUGUGUGCCUCCGCCUCUAGGGGCGUCCUGGUUGCGAGGUGCGGGAGGCACUGUCCUUUAGAAGAAGGCACUCUCGCUCAAGUCUCAGGGAGAGCGUGCCUGUGGCUACUUGAGCUCAGAAGAGCCCUAUGAUCUCCUUAUCGCCCCCUCCGCCCGCCGGACUUCAGAUCUGACCUCAGAUCCGCCUGCUGUCUCUGGAGGGGACCCGCUCCUCCCCUCCCCCGCCCCCCGGCAAGAUGCCGAUCCUCAAGCAGCUGGUGUCCAGCUCCGUGCACUCCAAGCGCCGCUCCCGAGUGGACCUCACGGCCGAGAUGAUCAGCGCCCCGCUGGGCGACUUCCGCCACACCAUGCACGUGGGCCGGGCGGGGGACGCCUUUGGGGACACCUCCUUCCUCAACAGCAAGGCUGGGGAGCUGGACAGUGAGUCCGUGGACGAGCAGGCCGCCGCCUCCUCCAAGCGCGGCCUCCUGUCCCGGAAGUUCCGGGGCAGCAAGCGGUCGCAGUCAGUGAGCAGGGGCGACCGGGACCACAGGGACGUGCUGGGCCCCCUGCGGGACUCGGCCCUCUUCGUCAAGAACGCCAUGUCCCUGCCUCAGCUGAACGAGAAGGAGGCCGCCGAGAAGGGCUCCAGCAAGCUGCCCAAGAGCCUGUCCUCCAGCCCCGUGAGGAAGGCCACGGGGGAGGGCGGCCCGGAGGAGGCGGGGCCUCGGCGGAAUGGGGCCUCCGCCCCCCACUCCCCAGACCCCCUCCUCGACGAGCAGGCCUUCGGGGACCUGGCGGAUCUGCCCAUGGUACCCAAGGCCAGCUUUGGGCUGAAGCACGCUGAGUCCAUCAUGUCGUUCCACAUCGACCUGGGGCCCUCCAUGCUGGGCGACGUCCUCAGCAUCAUGGACAAGGGGGAGUGGGAACCGGAGGAGGAGGGGGAGGCCGGUUGCCAUGGUGACGAGGACCCAGCAGGCGGCCCCACCCAGGCUCCCCCGCUGGCGGCGGCAGCCCCUCUCCCGGCAAGGCAGGAAGGAGCGGGGGGCCCGGACCUGCCCGCGCUGCCGUCGCGUGCGCUGCCGGAGGAGGGCUGGGCCGCGGGGGCCCCCAGCCCCGGCUCGGCCCGCAGCGGGGGCAGCAGCCACACCACGCGGGACAGCAGCUCCCUGUCCAGCUGCGCCUCGGGGGUCCUGGAGGAGCGCAGCCCCGCCUUCCGGGGGCCGGACCGGGCCCGGGCCGCUCUCCUGAGGCAGCCGGACCCCGAGUUCUCCUUCAUGGACGAGGAGGAGGAGGACGAGAUCCGAGUGUGAGGCCGGCCGGAGGUGGGGGCUCUUGGCUUUGUCUCCUCCCUGUGCCCCCAGCCCUGCAAGGUCAGCCAGGAGCUUGGCUGCGGGCCCCAGACAGACCCUGGACCUCAUGGAUAAGGGGCGCUGGCCGAGCCUGGGGGCCCUCGUUGGACUUGGAGCUGGCUGGGGUGCCUGACUGCUUUGCACACCCUGCCCUGCCUGAGCUCGUAGGACGGGGCUGUGUUCUCGCAGCGGGACUCGGCUUUCCUCUCCCUCUCCCGGCCUCCAGUGGAUUUCCGCUGUCAACUUGAGUCUCUGCCACGUGCAGCGAUAAUAGGGCAGCCAGGGGCGGCCCAGGGGCGCAAGGGCUAAGGACACUUGACCUGCCUCUUUACUCCUGGCGUUUCUGUUGUGACGGAAUAAACGCCCGUGACGGGUCACAAGUCCCGGCCCCUCCCUCCCUCCAUCCCCAGCUCCUGCACGGGGAGCCCCACGGAGGAAAGGCGGACCGAAUGUGUACAGUGAACGCGACCCCUUCCGCGGGGUGAGAACAGGAUGCAGAACGGAAGGAAGGCCCCGGGGCAUCUUGAAUUUUCAAGAGGGGGCCCUUGCAGGAUGACACUAGGACAGGCUGCAGCCCUUGCUCAGUCCCUCUGGGUUUGUUUGUUCUUGUUGUGUUUAAAUCUUUUUAGAACGAUACCAGGAACGUGUUUGUAGGCCUGCCACCAGAAGGAAAACGAAUCCUUUUAGAAAACCUUUAUACUAAGUACUUCCAAACUUUAUUUAGAACCGUAUGGGGUGGAGGUCUGUGCGUGUCUGUCCUCGGCCCCCUCCCGCAUAGCUAUUAACAACAACAGGCAGCCAGUGUAGAAAAUUUCUGGAAAAUGAUUAUUAAAAAAAAUGUCAUUCCUAUGGGGGGAUAAAACCUCUUUUGACUGGGUUGUUCAACCUCCGACUGACUACGUCCCUCUGCCAGCAGAGCCCCCUUCCCCACUUCUGAGUCAGUGGUCCUGAGGGUAUAGGGUUGCCAGAUUUAGCAACAAAACAAAAACCAGAAUGCUGAGUUAAAUUAGAGUUUCAGGCAUGCAAAGGAUGAUUUCUUAGUGUAAGUAUGCCGCAUGCCAUGUUUGUAAUACACUCAUGCUAAAAAAUUAGUUGUUGUCUUUCUGAAAUUCAGCUUUCACUCUGCGCCCUUAGAACCCCACCCAAGGGGAUCGAGUGGAGGUUGGGUGCGAGCCCCCAGGAUUCACAGAUGAGGAUUUUUCUGUCCUGGCAACAGGCUGACUUCACCUUCUCCUGUCGCCUUGUAGCCAGUGGAGGGAGGGGGGCGGACAGAACCGCCACGGGGUCCAGCCAGGGCUGGCGGCGGGUGCAGCUGCCCUAGCCUCCGCCGCGGGGUCCAGCCAGGGCUGGCGGCAGGUGCAGCUGCCCUGCCUCCUGAGUUUUGCCAGAUCUGGACUCAGACACCACCUUAGUUCUUGAAAUGGGUGCUCACUGGUUUCCAGCCGUGCAGCCCCUGCCAGCUGCCGCCCUUGAAACCCAUCUAGACAGCGCUCAGUUCCAGAUUCUAAACUGUGUAUUUUUUUUUUCCGUGAAAAUGUUAAAACAGCAAGGAAACAUUAAAAUAAAAGGCCUUACAGCA